CAGACCCAGUCCCCCCCAGUCUCUCUUAUAUUUCCUCCAAUCUAUCCUCGGAGUCAUAUACCAUACGUUCACUAUCCCAAUCUAUACUAUACACCCUACAUUACUGUAAAACAUGUGCGGCAUCUUAGGUCUCCUCCUUCAUGAUCCCUUAGCUACCCAGACCGCUCUUGCUGGUUCGGAGAUUUGUGAAGGACUGUCUUUAUUGCAACAUCGUGGUCAAGAUGCCGCCGGCAUCGUCACAUGCGGUUCUCACGGUCGAUUCUAUCAAGUAAAAGCGAACGGAAUGGUUCGUGAUGUGUUUGACGCACAAGGUCUCGCUGGUCUAAAAGGUUGGAUGGGUGUCGGUCAUGUGCGAUAUCCUACCGCUGGUAGUUCUGCACAUGCGGAAGCUCAGCCUUUUUAUGUCAAUUCACCAUACGGUAUUGUAUUUGCCCACAAUGGAAAUCUCAUCAAUAUCCCGAAUCUACGACAAUUCCUUGAUGCCGACGCACAUAGACAUAUCAACACUGACUCUGACUCCGAGUUACUCCUCAAUAUACUCGCAAACAAUCUACAAAAAACAGGUAAAAUACGAAUUAACGAAGAAGAUAUUUUCACCGCCAUCGGAGAUUUAAUGUCUCAAUGCGUAGGCGCAUACGCUUGCGUGGGUAUGCUUGCUGGUUUUGGCCUCAUAGCUUUCCGAGAUCCCAAUGGUAUCCGUCCGGUCGGAAUGGCAACCCGUGCUGGUGCCAGAGGAGGUACAGAUUAUCUCGUCGCUAGCGAGAGUGUAGUCGUGGGUGCAUUGGGAUUCAAACAUUGGGAAGACAUACAAGCUGGAGAAGCGGUCAUUAUCACUCGUCAAAAAGUUUGGAGGAGACAAGUGGCUCCUCCACGUAUGUUCACACCGGACAUUUUUGAAUAUGUCUAUUUCGCUCGUCCAGAUUCCACUCUGGAUGGUAUAAGUGUAUAUCGAAGUCGGAUGGCCAUGGGAGAGGCUUUGGGCGAAACUGCGCAACGUGAGCUGAAAAAAGCUGGUUUGGAAGUGGAUGUGGUCAUCCCUGUGCCAGAUACGAGUCGGGUGGCAGCUUUACAAUUGGCUCAACAUCUGGGCCUUCCAUACAGAGAGGGGUUCGUGAAGAAUCGUUAUGUAGGGCGAACGUUCAUCAUGCCUGGACAGAGUCAAAGACGCAAAAAUGUGCGGAGAAAACUGAAUGCUAUGCCCAUGGAGUUUGCGGGUAAGGUGGUCAUGUUGGUCGACGACUCUAUCGUCCGAGGAACCACAUCCGAAGAAAUCGUCCAAAUGGCCAAAGACGUAGGUGCCAAAAAAGUCGUCUUCGCCUCCUGCGCACCACCCAUUAGAUAUUCCAACGUAUACGGUAUCGAUAUGCCCUCACCGCAUGAACUGGUGGCUCAUAAUCGUACAACAGAAGAAGUGGCCCAACAUAUCGGUGCCGAUUUAGUCAUCUAUCAAACCCUGGAAGAUCUCGUUUGGUCAUGCAGACAAUUCAACCCUCGCAUCGAGCAUUUCGAUUGUUCCGUAUUUACUGGCGAGUAUGUGACAGGAGGAGUCGAUGAGAGAUAUUUGGAGCAUCUGGAGAAGUUAAGGAAUGAUAAGGCCAAGUUGAAGAAGAGGUUGAGUAUGAUGGAAGAGAUGGAAGUUUUAGCGGAUUCAUGUAAUGGGCCAAUGAACGGCGCAGACUCUCUGAUCGGAUUAUCAAAUCAUUCUCCUCAAAUAGGAGCUACGGCGAUGCCCUCACCGAACGAUACGGUCGGGUUACAUAACUCAUGGUUCGGCUCAUAACCUACUUUGCUCCGGCCAAAAUGUCAAAUGUCAAACGUGGAAUACAGAGAAGGACAAUGAGGAUGUUGUGGAUCAGGAAGGAAUGUUGGAUCGAGUAAGAAAGAGGAGGAGGGUCGUAUCAUAUCUUGUCGUCUCAUUGUAUAGUCAGUGUCAAUCU
Molecule: messenger RNA, 1937 nt
Organism: Tremella mesenterica DSM 1558
Lineage: Eukaryota; Fungi; Basidiomycota; Tremellomycetes; Tremellales; Tremellaceae
Exons: 10
Coding region: 113-1780 (555 amino acids)
Biological process (GO): purine nucleobase biosynthetic process; purine nucleotide biosynthetic process
Cellular component (GO): cytoplasm
Molecular function (GO): amidophosphoribosyltransferase activity
Source: RefSeq, a predicted model, not a curated record